CUUACUAAGUUUAUAUAUUUUAUCCCUUAUAAAGAAUUAAGUACUAUAGAAGACUUAGUAUAUAUAUUUAUUAAAGUUAUACUCUCGAACUACGGUUUACUAAAAGAAAUUAUUUUAAAUAGAGAUAAGUUAUUUAUUUUAAAGUUUUAA
Messenger RNA from Colletotrichum tamarilloi, 150 nucleotides. RefSeq lists its product as uncharacterized. The record is from RefSeq and is a predicted model, not a curated record. The transcript has a single exon. Lineage: Eukaryota; Fungi; Ascomycota; Sordariomycetes; Glomerellales; Glomerellaceae. The annotation marks the transcript as partial.